UCUCACUGAGGCUCCCCUCAACCCCAAGGCCAACCGUGAGAAGAUGACUCAGAUCAUGUUCGAGACAUUCACCACACCCGCCAUGUAUGUGUGUAUCCAGGCUGUUCUGUCCCUGUACGCCUCUGGUCGCACCACAGGUCUUGUCUGUGACUCUGGUGAUGGUGUGUCUCACAUGGUCCCUGUAUACGAAGGUUAUUGCCUUCCUCACGCUAUCCUUCGUCUCGACUUGGCCGGUUGUGACUUGACUGCAUACCUGAUGAAGAUCAUGACUGAGCGUGGCUACUCCUUCACCACUACCGCUGAACGUGAAAUCGUUCGUGACAUUAAGGAGAAGCUUUGCUACAUCGCUCUCGACUUCGAGAGUGAGAUGAAUGUCGCUGCUGCCUCGUCCUCUCUAGAAAAAUCCUAUGAACUUCCCGACGGUCAGGUCAUUACUAUCGGCAACGAACGUUUCCGUUGUCCUGAAUCAAUGUUCCAGCCUUCCUUCCUGGGUAUGGAAUCUGCUGGUGUUCAUGAGACCGUCCACAGCUCCAUCAUGAGGUGCGAUAUUGAUUUGAGGAAGGAUCUGUUCGCCAACAUCGUCAUGUCUGGUGGUACCACCAUGUACCCUGGUAUUGCUGACCGCAUGCAGAAGGAAAUCACGAACUUGGCUCCUUCCACCAUCAAGAUCAAGAUCAUUGCUCCUCCUGAGCGUAAAUACUCCGUGUGGAUCGGCGGUUCCAUCCUGGCCUCUCUGUCCACCUUCCAGCAGAUGUGGAUCACCAAGGAUGAGUACGAAGAGUCCGGCCCUGGCAUCGUCCACCGUAAAUGCUUCUAAAUCAUUAUAUUUUAUAAUAAACUUAACCACCAAAAUAAAUUAUAAACUUUUCGAAAUAAAAUUUCUAAAUAAAAAUAAACCGAUUUAAAUUCCCGAAAGAGUAACGUCCAUGGAUAAAUAACGGUUGAACUAUCAGUACAACAAAAUGAUCGGAGAAAACAAUAAAAGAAGGAAAGGAACAAGAAUGAUACAUCUCAUGCACAUACUAUAUCACACCGACAAAAGAAUUGACACGUUUACACAUACAUUCACAUUUUCUUCUCAAAUAAGCAAUUUACUAAUUAGGUUUACAGUAAAUCAUGAACACAA
This is a messenger RNA of Penaeus indicus, 1126 nucleotides long. RefSeq names its product actin-like. Bases 44 to 817 code for a protein of 257 amino acids. The record is from RefSeq and is a predicted model, not a curated record. The transcript has a single exon. NCBI's taxonomy places the organism in Eukaryota, Metazoa, Arthropoda, Malacostraca, Decapoda, Penaeidae.